Messenger RNA from Cryptotermes secundus, 4931 nucleotides. RefSeq names its product probable sodium/potassium/calcium exchanger CG1090. The record is from RefSeq and is a predicted model, not a curated record. Gene Ontology annotation, cellular component: membrane. NCBI's taxonomy places the organism in Eukaryota, Metazoa, Arthropoda, Insecta, Blattodea, Kalotermitidae. Gene Ontology annotation, biological process: intracellular calcium ion homeostasis; calcium ion transmembrane transport. The transcript has 9 exons. The coding region runs from base 621 to 2351 and encodes 576 amino acids. Gene Ontology annotation, molecular function: calcium channel activity; calcium, potassium:sodium antiporter activity.
AUGAGAUUUUGUAUUCAUUUCGCCGGAACGCUAGUGUUGCUGUCUCGUGGUUUCUAGAGUCAGGUUCGUCCUGAAGACUCACUGAAUUUCUGCAGACAGUAGAUGAAUGUAGGACGAGUGAUUGCAACAAUCUGCACCACAAUUACAAUACAAACUAUUACAUAAUUGUAUCGUUUGUGACAAUGUUAUGGGCUAGGGCUGGUUACGGAAACCUGUGACAGAGAGCACCACCCACCUCUACCGGCGGAAUUUGUGCACAAAUUGAAACAAUUGAACGCAGAACGUUGUGAUAAGUUCAUGUCUCCGUUCUCAUAGGAUCGUAGUGGCAUUGUCUUCGUGUUCCAGCAUAAUUGAAACAAACAACUGCUGCUGUUUGUUAUUGAUCUCUUCUCUGCCUCUCGCCUCCACUGGAUAUUCUUCAAAGCCUCUACGGUGGGUCGCGAGGCCUGACCCACGGCGCAGCGACGAGGACGUCAUCUCCACAGGAAUACACUAGUGUCCACGUGAACCGGUUCCUCAUAUUAGCACUUCAGGUCGCACCUCACAGGAAACACAUUACGUCUCCUCUACAGAGUCCUGCCGGUUAAAGCUGUUCAGGGAAACAGCCGCUGUUUACUAAUAUGAGGAGGACUAGACAUCGGCUGAGGCGGGAACGGUGGCAGGUGACAUGUGGUCUAGUGCUCAUAUACACUCUGGUGCUCCAUGUGGCCUCCAACGGCGGCGCCAUUGAUGUUACUGGCAUCCCCAGUGCUGCCCCCACAGACGAAAAGGCCCCUGAAGAAAGUGCUACCUUCAGUGUGGAGAGCACAUCUGUUGAGCCCACAAAACCUGCUCACCAAAGAGGGAUCCCUACAGUGCAUCCUCGCCGACAGAACUGCACGCCUCCGGCUAUAGAGCAGUUUCCUGUGCCCCUUAUGGGUCCAAAGGCUCGAAAGUCAGGAGGACUCAUCAUACAUGUCCUGGCAGCUGUAUAUACAUUUCUGGGACUUGCAAUUGUGUGUGAUGAUUACUUUGUGUCUUCAUUGGAUAGAAUAUGCGAAGAACUCAAACUGUCUCCUGAUGUGGCUGGAGCCACUUUCAUGGCAGCAGGAUCUUCUGCUCCAGAACUGGCAACAGUGGUCAUUGGAGUGUUCUUUGCAAAAGAUGACAUCGGUAUCAGUGGAGUGAUUGGGUCAGCUGUCUUCAACAUCAUGUUUGUUAUUUCGGUGUGCGCGCUGUGUGCUGGUACUGUGUGCCAUCUCAACUGGUGGCCACUUAUAAGAGACUGUUUCUUCUAUGCACUGUCCAUCCUAGUUAUGCUCUUCACCAUCUACAAUGAAAUGAUAUCAUGGCCGGAAUCGUUGUUUAUGCUUCUGAUGUAUGUUGGCUACUGCCUGGUGUUACACUAUAAUCCAAGAAUUGAAAAAUGGGCACAGAAAUUACCAGUACCAUGUCGUCAAACUUUGCCAGAGGAAGAAUCAGCGAUAGUUUCAUAUAGACACCUUGAGGAAGACCGUUCACGCCGACCAAGUUACACCACUCCGCCUCUAACUUCGGUUGAUAACAAACUCAACUUCAGCACAGAGACAGUUGUCUGCUGUCCAGCAGAUAGAGAGCCCGGUGCACUUUCACAGCAGCAGCAGGGAGCCCCAGGAAUGCCACCACUAGUUCCUCCACUACCAGUCACUACUGACUACUACAAGCCGAAGGAAAGUCGCCCUGUUGAAGAAGUGUCACCACUGGUGAAGCCCACUGAAGGUGGUCUCUGGGCUCAGGUGUCUUGGGGCAUCACUGUGCCGAUCCAUGCCCUCUGUCGUGCCACGAUACCCGAUUGCAAGAAGGAACGCUGGCGACACUGGUACCCCUUCACCUUCCUCAUGUCCAUGAUUUGGAUAUCAUUUUAUUCCUAUAUCAUGGUGUGGAUGAUUACAGUUAUAGGCAGCACCCUUGGCAUCCCUGACACAGUGAUGGGGCUGACAUUCAUGGCUGCAGGUGUCAGUGUGCCAGAUGCUUUAUCCAGUUUGGCUGUUGUCAAGGAGGGUUAUGGGGACAUGGCAGUCUCCAAUGCUGUCGGUUCCAAUGUCUUUGACAUACUGAUCUGUCUAGGACUACCUUGGUUCAUUCAGACUGCCAUCAUCAAACCAGGGUCCCAUGUUAAUGUCUACAGUAAAGGUCUUACAUAUUCCACUUUGUCUCUGCUUUCAACUGUCCUGUUUCUAGUAGUGGCAACGCAUCUCAAUGGCUGGAAGCUGGACAAGAAAUACGGUCUGAUUCUCAUGGUAUGGUAUCUCUUGUUUAUAACGUUUGCGAGUUUGUAUGAACUCAAUGUGUUUGGUGACCUGAAUCCACCAGAGUGCCCCAGCAACUACUAAAACAUGUUGGAUAUUAUGAAAUCUGUUGUUAUGACUGAAUCUUAAAAAAAGAGUUUCCCUUUUGGGCAGGAAAAGAUCAGGGAUAUGAGUAAGGGUGGAUUAAGGAGAGCAGUCAUUGCAUUCUCACCCUGAAUACUAUAUUUACGUAUGAGUAAAAUGCAGUGUUGCACCCUGGGGUUCUUAUAUUCUUUAAGAUUCAGAAGAAUUUCAGAAUCUCUGGAUGCUUUUCUAUAUUAUGUAAGAUGGGGUUAGGGACACGAGGCCCUUAAAUUCUUGUGUACUCAUAUUUCUACCAGGAGUUGGUUGGUUUCUGAUCCUGCACUUUGAAAAAUAAUUUAUUUGUGCUUUUUUUAACAUCAACUGGUUGACAUAUUUUAACUCAUUUUCUAUUCUGAUAUCACUUGGCCGAGUUACACUUCACUGGGAGUUCGGUAUAUACAAUUCAGAAUACUUCGCACAUCUAUACAUUAUUCAUUUACAGCACAGUCAUAAGAUGAGGAGGAGGAGAAGCUGAUGGACAGACAAAAUGACAUCCUCUUUUUCCCUCAAAUAAAGCAUAUUUCUGAUAUCGCUAGAGAAGAAAUGUGGUCUUACUAUCUUGUAUUAGUUUGUAUAGACAGCAAUGUACUCAUAUAAUGAAGAAUAAGAAUUUUUAAGUGCUUUUAAUAUAUUUUGAUUUUAGUAAAAUCUGGGCUUCAAAAAUUAUUUUAAGGUAUGUUUUAUACCAUUUGCCUGCAUGGGCUUUACACAGGAUCAUCAGAAAGAUGUGGUAUAUUUCAAUGCCUGUAUUGAACUUAACAGCACUCAUUCCUGUAUCAUGGUGGUAAUUAAGUACUGGAGAUUUUAUUUGUGUUAAAGUAGGUUCAAUGUGUGAUCCUUGUGCAUCCAAUUUAAUUUGCAGAAAAUCAUUUUGAAAUUUUUCAUAACUGCAUCCAUUGUUUCUUUAGUGAUGCUUCCAAAAUCCAUUGUGAUUUCUGCCUUUAAUUUUUCAACUUCCAGGGGGUAUCAUUAACUGAUAAACUUCCAACUGCUAUGUAUUCUGUGACAUGAAAUUUGUUCACUCAAGUGUAAUUACUAUGUCUUUUUUGAAGAUUCUGUAGUUAUUUGAGAAACACUCUUGUCCCUGUUACUUGGAAAAUAGUCCACAUUUCACAUACAUAAGCACUUCUAGAAAUAAGUCAACAUCAUUCACGACUUUGUACACUAAUAUUAAUGUAUUUUGUUGCAUCAGGGAGCUUGGCCCAUGAGCACAGUAAAGAUCAGAGAGAUCCACAGAGUCUUCAUUCAGACACUUAAAAGCCAUGGGUCUUAUGACAUUCUUUUGUAUAAUGUUUUCAUGAUAACUUAUAAACUGCUGUUUGUUAGAUACUGGGAGUAGCUUAAGACUGUCAAGAGAUGGCAGGAUAAGAUGAUUUUCAUCAAUAAUGCCUUGCACUGAAGGUAUGCAAGGAAGAAGAAUUGGCUGAAAUUUGAGAAAUGUUGGAGGAUUUGAGGUUCUCACAGUGGUGGUUAUGAAGAUUUCUAUCUUCCCCGAUGUAAUACCAUGUAGUCUGUUGAAAGUCAACCAGCGUUUCAGGGGAAUAUGUCACCUCCAUCUUGAAUGUAAAAAAUAAGCCAAACAAAAAUCCAAUGUGAAAAUAGGUGGCAAGCAGUCAGUUGACUUUCAGCAGACUGCAUGAUGUUAUGUUCCAGAAGAUAGAACUGUUGAUAAAUCUUGUUUGUAGCUUGGAAGUUACUGAAAGUGGUUCUGAGCCAUUAAGUGUGCUACUCAGUUCAGAACACCAGAGGUAACCAAGUCUGUGAGAGUAGUUGGUCAUGAUUAAUAUCUUAAUGUUGAUAAUGUUUUACUGCAAGAAUGACAAAAUGAAGGUGACUAUGUUGAAACUAGCCACUGUGUUGGCUUUCAACCUUAACAUCCAGUGUACUAUGUGUACUACCUGCUAUAACAUUAAAAGCUCAGCAUUCUUCCCACAGUGUGUCCUUAUGUGUUUUGUAUUGGUGGUUAUUUACUUAAACAACAUCAACCAGUUGGUAUUUCCAUUUGAGAUAUAGUGUGUUUUCUAUGAGGUAUAAACAGAUUUUUUUAUACAGAGAUAUUGGGUUUUCGGACUUUGUCCAUCGUCUGGAUUUUUUUAUAUAUUGCAUAUAUGAAUUUCCAGCAUCAAAGGUUCAGUAGUUAUUGAUAUCUAACAUUUCUGUUAUUACUUAGUCUAAAUGUGAUUUUUGACAUUUAACAUUAUAAGUACAUUUCUGUAAAAUAGAGUGGUUGCAAGAUGAAAGCCUUACAGGAAACUUGGGGUUAGUCAUUUGUCUUCUAAGUGAAUUUAAAGUUUUUAAUUCCAGCUCCUUCUCAGAUCUCAUGCUCCACACAAUUUAGGUACCAUAAUAUGGAAAAAGGGAGUGAAUGCAGAACUGUUUUCAAAUCUCACAGAACUGAAGCAUGUGUGUAAGUAAAUCAAAUGCAUUGAGUUCAUUAUUAUCUAUACCAAAAUAGCAUUUCUAAAUAGCUAUUAGGAAAGAUUGUUCUAUAGUAAUACUGCCAUGUUAGAGUGAUUUGAUGGAAGUAUUUGACAAUGUGUU